Molecule: messenger RNA, 1366 nt
Organism: Ruditapes philippinarum (Manila clam)
Lineage: Eukaryota; Metazoa; Mollusca; Bivalvia; Venerida; Veneridae
Product: LIM zinc-binding domain-containing Nebulette-like
Cellular component (GO): focal adhesion
Molecular function (GO): actin filament binding
Source: RefSeq, a predicted model, not a curated record
UCAUGGCACAAAGGAUGUUUCAAAUGUCAGGUGUGCAAUAUGACACUAAAUAUGAAAAACUACAAGGGCUAUGACAAACUGCCAUAUUGCAAUGCACAUUAUCCACAGACAAAACACACAGCUGUAGCUGACACACCCGAGUCCAGAAGAAUAGCAGAAAAUACAAAAAUACAAAGUAAUAUAGAGUACCGCAGGGAGUUUGAGGAGAGCAAAUCUCGAUAUUACCAGGUCACCGAUACCCCGGAGAUGAAAACCAACCUCCGAAACACGCAAAAUAUUAGUAUGAUCAAAUACCAUGCAGAAUAUGAGAAACAGAAGGGUAAGAAAAUCACUGUGGCGGAUGAUCCAGAAACCCAGCGUGUACGUCACAACAUGGACGUGAUUAGCAACGUCAGUUACCAUGGUGAUAGAGAAAGAAGGAACCAGAUGGAGAUGGCAAGGCCAGCUGAGCAAGUUGAAGGUCAGUACGGGCAACAAUCACAAUCAGGGAGACGAACGUCGGAUUCCGGCGCAGGUUUGUGAUUGAUUAUAGGGGCUAUAGCAUCAUUAACUGUCUCUUAUUUUAUCCCUCAUACAGUAAUAUUAUAUUCUAUAUGCUUCCAAUGUUUAUAGAAAAAAAUAUAAACAUUCAGUGUUCAAGCUAGAAAUGGAGAAAUGCUUGUUUACCAAAACCUCUGUGUUCCUAUUUUGAAAUAUUUUUUAAAAAGACUGAAUCAUUGUCAAAUAAAAAUUUGACAUAGAAUAUAUUUAUCUUUAAAAUCUCUGUAUUUCUAGCUUUGGGACAUUUAUGAUAUUGCCUAUAAUUAUACAUUAUUCUACACUACAGGUGUAUAGGUUAAAGUAACUGUACAUUUUAACAUCAGGGAUUCAUGAAAUUAACAAGAGCUUUUUACAGUGUUUUGUUGGAAUUUUCAGCAUUGCUGGUUGCAGGAGUCAUUUUAAUUAACCCAUGACUAACAUCAUAAAAAAACAAAUUUCAUUGAAACUUUAACAAAUUAAAAUUUUUGUUUUGUCCCUACAGUACUUCAAUGCACUUUAGUAUACAAACAAUAAUAUCUUUAAGCAGAGGACAGUAUAGGAAAGAUUUGGGAACUAACUAUGGUCACAUCAGUUUGACUAGACAGUGCAAAAAAUCUGAACUUUCAAAAGUUUUAGUCAAUCAUCAAAACUGGACCUGCAUUGUGCAUCAGACAGUUAAAGCCAAACAAUUGUUUGUGCCCGAACCUUGCAAUAAUUAGAGCCAUGUCAGACUGUCUUGUAACCAGGUUGUGCAGACUGGCCUGGCUUUGCACUUUUUGCAUCAGGCUGAUAUUGUCACUAAUUUUUCAAAUGGUUGACCUUUAUUUGAUUUGUCAUGGACAUGAUU